AUGCAGUAUUCCCAUCACUGUGAGCACCUGCUGGAGAGGCUGAACAAGCAGAGGGAAGCAGGAUUCCUCUGCGACUGCACCGUGGUCAUCGGGGAAUUCCAGUUCAAGGCACACAGGAACGUCCUUGCCUCCUUCAGCGAGUACUUCGGGGCCUUCUACAGGGACACCUCUGACAACAACGUUGUGUUGGAUCAGUCUCAAGUGAAAGCAGACGGAUUCCAGAAGCUCCUGGAAUUUAUCUAUACGGGAAACCUAAACCUUGACAGCUGGAAUGUUAAAGAGAUUCACCAGGCUGCUGACUAUCUCAAAGUGGAAGAAGUGGUCACUAAAUGCAAGAUCAAGAUGGAGGACUUUGCUUUCAUUGCUAGUCCCUCUUCCACAGAGACAUCCAGUAUCACUGGGAAUGUUGAAAUGAAUCAGCAGACUUGCCUCCUGACCCUCCGAGAUUACAAUAAUCGGGAGAAAGCAGAUGCUGCUGCUGCUGCAGAGUUGGUUCAACCACAGGCAAAGAAAUUGGCGUUAGAAAAGAAAUCACCUCAACCCAAGAAGCGAAGGAAGAAUUUCAGCCCCCCCAAAAGCAUAGAGACUAAGUCCCUACAGUACCAGAACGACUUGACCGAGAACACAUCCAUUGAGAUGUUUUUAGAUGCAAAUAAGUUGGCCACCCAGAUAACAGAACAGGCUGCCCAGGGCAGUGAUAACUCGGAGCUGCAGCUGGCAGCUGUGGUGGAAAGCGAAACCCUGGCAGCGCAGGAUAUCCUGGCUCAGAGCCUUGCAGCAAAACAGAAACGUGGAAAGGCCCAGCAGAGCUGUGCCCUGAAGGAGCACUGCAUGUCCAACAUAGCCAGUGACAAGAGCACUUACCAGCUGGAGAGCUCAGGAGAGGAGCUUGACCAGAAGUACCCCAAAGCCAAGCCAGUGUGCAACACCUGUGGGAAAGUGUUCUCGGAAGCGAGCAGCCUCCGUCGGCACAUGAGGAUACACAAAGGGGUGAAACCCUACGUGUGUCAGCUCUGUGGGAAGGCAUUCACCCAGUGCAAUCAGUUGAAAACACAUGUAAGAACUCAUACAGGGGAGAAGCCGUACAAGUGUGAACUGUGUGACAAAGGCUUUGCUCAGAAGUGCCAGUUGGUGUUCCACAGCAGGAUGCAUCACGGAGAAGAGAAACCAUACAAGUGUGAUGUCUGCAACCUGCAGUUUGCAACCUCGAGCAACCUGAAGAUUCAUGCCAGGAAGCACAGUGGUGAGAAGCCCUAUGUGUGUGACCGGUGCGGGCAGCGCUUCGCCCAGGCCAGCACGCUCACCUACCACGUGCGGCGCCACACUGGGGAGAAGCCCUACGUCUGUGACAGCUGUGGGAAAGCCUUUGCUGUCUCCAGUUCCCUCAUCACCCACUCCCGAAAACACACAGGAGAGAAGCCAUAUAUCUGUGGCAUUUGUGAGAAGAGUUUUAUUUCCUCUGGAGAGCUCAAUAAGCAUUUUCGGUCCCAUACAGGUGAAAGACCAUUUAUCUGUGAAAUGUGUGGGAAUUCUUACACAGAUAUAAAAAACCUUAAGAAGCACAAAAUGAAAGUUCACACAGGACCUGAAACUCCCCCUGAUUCCAAUGCACUUGAUAACUCUUUCAAUGAACAAGAAUCCAUUCAGAGCCAGAAAAGUCCUUUAUCGGAGUCCAUAGAUGUGAAACCCUCUGAGAUGUCUUUAGCACUUCCUCUUCCCAUUGGGACUGAAGACCAUCAGAUGCUGCUUCCCGUGUCGGGCAGUCAGUCUCCUUCCUCAGAAACAUUACUGAGAUCUGCUGUGACUGGAUAUUCAGAACCUCAGUUCAUUUUCUUGCAGCAGUUAUACUGACAGAGCAGUGCAGAGCCAUCAAGGUAGUUUGGUAGUGAACUUGUAGACAUUUGGUAAGAUGAACAUGAUCAAACAAGCAGUCACACUCUCUGAAUUGGACUUGUUCUUUUUAUUUUCCUCUGUGUAAAGACACUUGUAAGGCAUUUCCAUCAUGCAGUGCUGAAUUGUGCUAAUCUACAAUCAGAUUUCUAUUUGUAAUUAACACUGAUUUCCAGGAGACAAUUCCUUUUCAGCAACACCUGCCUUAAGAAUUCUCUGUUACCUGUGUUA
This is a messenger RNA of Acanthisitta chloris (rifleman), 2121 nucleotides long. It is a transcript of the gene MYNN, whose product is annotated as myoneurin. NCBI's taxonomy places the organism in Eukaryota, Metazoa, Chordata, Aves, Passeriformes, Acanthisittidae. Gene Ontology annotation, biological process: regulation of transcription by RNA polymerase II. The coding region runs from base 1 to 1851 and encodes 616 amino acids. The transcript is spliced from 7 exons. Gene Ontology annotation, molecular function: protein binding; DNA-binding transcription factor activity, RNA polymerase II-specific; RNA polymerase II cis-regulatory region sequence-specific DNA binding. The record is from RefSeq and is a predicted model, not a curated record. Gene Ontology annotation, cellular component: nucleus.